AUGGCGGGCGUAGGAUUCUCAUCAGAUAUGAAUGAACAUCAGACAACCUUUAUGGAGAGACGAAUACCACAAGCCGAAGGUGUCCGCACAUUGACAAUUGUGCGGCCAGAAUCAACAUUCGUUCAGACGCUGACACUCGGCAACGGUGGUGCAGACUCGACAGAUGUACCAGUUGCCGCAAUGUCAGCUUCAAAAUCAUCCAACCAUUCAGACUACGUCGGAGCAAUUCUAAGCGGGGUCAUAGUUCUAGUGGUGUUAUUGGUCGUCAUUUGGAUUUUCUACCGUCGCAAACGCUCACACGGCUCGAGGGGCUCUAGCCGUCAAAACAAGCCAUCUCGAAGUAACGACACUUCAGAGAGUUCAGAGAGCUCUGGUGGUCCAUCUGACGAUGAUGGCUCAGUCGCUAGUGAGGUCAUCGACGAGCAAUGGCAACACCCGGGGCGGCCUAUGCCGGGCAUGGCUCCUAUGGGACGAUGGCCAGGAGCUCCACCGGGACACAAUAUGCCGCCACCUGGAGGCAAUAUGGGCCCUCCUGGGGUUGGUAUGGGAAUGCCUUUUGGCGGACCUUCUCCAAUGAUGGGAAGAGGCGGUGGUCCUCUCCCUAAUUUCAGAGGACCGCCUCCGAUGAUGCCGAUAGUCGGUAGCGGCGGGCCGCCUCCAAUGCCACAAUGA
This is a messenger RNA of Xylaria bambusicola, 672 nucleotides long. RefSeq lists its product as uncharacterized. The record is from RefSeq and is a predicted model, not a curated record. Bases 1 to 672 code for a protein of 223 amino acids. The transcript has 2 exons. NCBI's taxonomy places the organism in Eukaryota, Fungi, Ascomycota, Sordariomycetes, Xylariales, Xylariaceae.